AUGUGGACCAUGAUCUUCGCUUCUCUUAGGAAGUGGGAGGAGAAUAGCAUGAUUCGUCAUCUAAUAAAAUUCUGGUUCUCUUCAACGGAUGAGCUUUAUAGUAAGCUAAAGCGACCUUUUAAUGGUACUUGGGAUUCUGUGGAGUCUGACGUGGGAGCCUUCGAGAACAUACUGAUCAGACUUCCCGUCAAAAACAUAUUAAUCUUCAAAUCCAUCUCAAAACUCUGGUACGAUGUCAUGUCCACAAAAUAUUUCAUAAUCUUACACCGAUUAUUGUCCAAAGACAACACCAAAUUUUUAGCCUUCUAUGAUCCCGGUUUGCUUGAAGAUGGAAUCGUUCGUGGAAUCCAUCUAAUGGAAUCCAACGGGACUUACACUGAAUCAUACACAAUUCCUGGUUUUGAAAAUAUACACCACCCGCUUUUAAUAUCUUCCUUCAAUGGUCUAAUUUGUUGCAUAAAUGACGUGAGUAAAUACCGGAUGUUGUAUGAUAUAGAGUUACGCAUUUGCAACCCCGCCACUCGUGAAGUCGUGCUCCUCCCUAAUAGCUACAUGUCUGUCUACAUGCCUGUCUUCGGGGUUUUAUAUUCGAACAAAUUCCAUAUUUAUAAGAUAUUCAAGUUUUUUAGCGAUCCGAUUCAUUUUGGAAUGGGGUUUUCACAAUGUGAAGUUUAUUCUUCGGAAACGGGAGAAUGGGAAUUGCUUGGAAGUGUUCCUUCACAUCCACUAAUGAAUCUUAGGCGUACAUUGGCCUCAAAUCAUGUUUGCAUUAACGAAAAGUUAUAUUGGUUUCUAUCGGAUGAACAUGAGUUUGAUAUACCUUCUUCGAUUCUUAUGGUUGAUAUGGAUUGUAAUGUCAAGGAAAUCCCGCUUCCAACCGAGGCAGAAAUUUCAUUCUUGAUCGACUUCCAUGAUCGGCUUUGCUUAGUGGAUUGGACGUGUGGGACAAUUAUUUUAUGGCUUUAUGAUGAGGCGAGGGGGAGUUGGUAUUCAAAGAAGGUACCCCCGUUUCCGGGUAAUUGGUUGGAGGUUGCUCAGUUUGACUCAGUUGUUGCGCAUAAGCAUAAGAUAUUGUUUGUUUAUAGAGAUGUUGCGGGGUUGCGACACGAGAUUUUAUAUAAUUUGGUUUGUGCGACGUGGGAAGAGUUUCGUAUAACUGAGGAUGAUAAGAAGACACCGAUUGUCGUGUUUCCGUUCUUUGAAACUCUCGUGCCAUGUAAUCCCGCAGGAAGGAAGGUUACUGGCGGCAGUGGUGGUGGUUUUCUUAAAAAACUGUGUGUGAACUCUGUUUCUGUUGUUUGGUUUGUUUGA
This is a messenger RNA of Lactuca virosa, 1311 nucleotides long. NCBI's taxonomy places the organism in Eukaryota, Viridiplantae, Streptophyta, Magnoliopsida, Asterales, Asteraceae. The record is from the annotation of a GenBank genome assembly.